Molecule: messenger RNA, 585 nt
Organism: Rotaria socialis
Lineage: Eukaryota; Metazoa; Rotifera; Eurotatoria; Philodinida; Philodinidae
Source: the annotation of a GenBank genome assembly
AUGGAUAAAGAUCUUAUGUUGAAUUCUCAUCUACUACCGUUAAAUAUCGACGAAAACGAUAUUAAUCAAAAAUCUGAUUCUGAUAUUUGUUCAAUUAGUUCUGAUAUCGAAGUUGAUGAAGUAGAACAAGUAAAUGAAGAUUUUAUUCGACGCAAUCUUACUAACAACGAACACAGUAGUGAAGAUGAACUUGAAUAUUCAACUAAUUUUGAUAAUAAUGAAGAAAUCAUUUGUCUUAGCGAAUUAUCAACUUCCUCAACAUCAAAAACAUUAGUUGUUGCUAAUCAACAUAAACGUCGACAAUGGAGUUUUGAAGAAAAACUUGAAAUUAUUUCUGAAUUUAAUAGAAGUACUUCUUUGCAUCAACUCGAAGUGGCAAAGGAAAAAAAACGUAAACGAAUUGGUGGUGUUGGUGCGAAGCUGGCCUAUUAUGAUUUGGACGAACACUUAAUUAAGUGGUAUCGAUCAAAGCGUGGCUUAGAUCAAGAAGGUAUCAAUGUUUGUAAAGAUAAAGUAACAUUUAAAGGUAUGAUAAGACAAGAAAAAACAAUUGUACUGAAACCAAAAGCAAAGAACCAUCUAUGA